Danio rerio (zebrafish) is the source of this 1870-nucleotide messenger RNA. Lineage: Eukaryota; Metazoa; Chordata; Actinopteri; Cypriniformes; Danionidae. The record is from RefSeq and is marked provisional.
AUUAACGUUAACUUUAGGCCAUAAUGGCUAACACAGAGCACGACGAAUUAGCGUCUUUAUUGCGGGAAACGAAUGAAGCAGAGCAGUCUCUGACAGAUCAAGAAGCGAUUACAGAGACCGUAGAAGAGAACACUACAAUAGCGUCCUCUUUCGGCGAUGGUACGUUUUUAUGGGAUGAAGAUCCACUCAGUGGAUACACUCCAUCCUGUGAGGACACGAGAAUUAUGGAGGAUAAAAUCUCUCGCAUUGAGAAGCAGCUUCAAUACCUGCUGAGCAAGGCAGAUGAGUUUCAAACACAGCUGGUGUGGAGCCGAGACUGUGUCCAGGAUUAUGGGUUUGGCAAUAUCAUUCCAAUGUUUUUGGAAACCUGUCAGCCCUUCUUCUCCCUCCUGGAGUCCACAGCCAGAAACUCCAACCCUUUCUGCCCACCUCAGUCUUCAAAUAUCCGCAUGCAGCUUUUGCAGUUCUCCCAGCAACUGUGUUCCCGUCUGGAGCAGCUGGUGUUGCUGUUUGCCUCCUUCAGCUUCUGUUCACUGGAGGAAUCUGAUCCACUGAGUGUCUCACACUUCAGUAUUGGCCAGUGUCAAAUAGACAACAUGAAGGUGUCAAUUUUCCGCUACUGUUGCCCGACACCGUUUCUUGCCUCAUCCCUUACCGGCCUAUAUAAACGAAUGCGCUGGAAUGUGGAGCGAGAGAUUGAGGAAGAAGGAGAUGGAAAGACAUAUGACAGUGCAGAGUUUUACUUUCUGUGCUGUGAGGAUGUCAUUGAGGCAGCAGAUGAUCAGAAUGAAGACAGAAGCUCUGAAGGAGAAAGCACAGAAACUGACAGCGAGAGUAAAGUGUCAAGGAUCUGGUCUAUUGGCCGUUGGGUCCAGACUUACCCUGACCCAAACACAGAAGACAUCAUUGAUUGGGUGUUAUGUUCGCUCCCCUGCGGUCAGUACAAGCAGCUGUUGUGUCUGGGAAACGAAGAGCCUUCGUCCUGCACUGCCACAGACUGCCUGCUGGGGGCGCUGCUGUCUCAGGAGACGCACGGUACAUUUAGCAUCAUAAAAUGAGGCGGUUCUUAUUUACAGCUUAAGCCAUUCUGGACAGAGCAUUUGGGUUAUUAAAAUCAGAUGGGUAGCCAAGUGCAGACUUAACAUAAAUCUGAAGUGUCGAUCCAGCGUGUACCAAAGUUAGAUUUUUAAACCUCAUGGCUGUUAUUGUUAGAGUUCUUCUGCCUUGUUUGCAUGUUAAACAGCUAAGUGAAAUGUUCAUUACACAGAAAAUACUCAAGAUUUAAUUCCAAACCAGCUUUAUUUUUCAUGAAAACAUUCAAAUACAGUGGCCAUCCAGGUAAUCUGUUACAAAGUCCAGAAACGAAACCUGCUGGCAGCUUUGGUCCACUGCCUACUUUUCUCUAUAUAAAAAAAACAACAACAGAAUAAUCCUUCAUUUCAAAAUAAUAAAUUACAAAAAUAUACACAAUGAAGGUGGGAAAAGAUGUACUAAACAAAAGCAGCAGUAUCUGCACACUUGCUGGAAAACAUUAUGAUAAAGUUCAAUGUAGAGGUCAGAGCAUUAUGAACAACGUUGUUGUUUUCCUUCACUAUUCCUUUUGUAAAUCAUCCCAGUUCUGAGUUUAAAGUUAUUUUCAGUGCAUUAUUUGAUAUAUUUUUGUACUCUGCUGGUUUGUGAAGCUAUAAUAUGGCUUCCCCUGCAUGUUCUUUUUAACUGUGAUAUGUCAAGUUUGUACAACAGUAGUUCAGUCAUAAUACAGUGAAUUUUUUUUUUACCUGGAAUCCCUUUGUUCCCUGAUCAGAAUUGAAAUCGGUUUCUUUAAUAUAUCCUAAAACCUUUCAUUUAAAUAAAUGCUCCUAUCUUUACA